This is a messenger RNA of Pseudomyrmex gracilis, 2188 nucleotides long. RefSeq lists its product as uncharacterized. Gene Ontology annotation, molecular function: protein binding. NCBI's taxonomy places the organism in Eukaryota, Metazoa, Arthropoda, Insecta, Hymenoptera, Formicidae. The coding region runs from base 74 to 1726 and encodes 550 amino acids. The record is from RefSeq and is a predicted model, not a curated record. The transcript has 12 exons.
UAAACAACGGGAUGUUGAGAGAGUCGUCAGUUUAUCGUGUUGAAUAGUAUUUUUCAGUUUUUUUUUUUUUAUCAUGUUGAAUCCUGCUGAUCAUCUUCUGGAGCGGUAUUAUGAAUCUUCCAAGGACUCGGCGGAAAAGUCCUUUGCGAUUCACGAGUGCGUGGAAUCUGAGGAAAACGAGAAGUUGAUCUGCGAACAAUCGACCGAAGAUGCGAACAGCGAUAACACGGAAACGGAAGAACAGGAGAACAUUAAGAAUAAAAACACAACGUGUGAUACAGAUGUUCCACUGAGAUCUUUGCAAAGAUUAGACAGUAAAUUACUCGAAGAUGACACAAAUACGUCGUUCAAUUUCGAUAUCAUUUUUGAAGCAGAUAUCGAAGAUUCGCUUGCUCUCUCGAGCAAAGAUGGUCUUGCCUUGCACAACAACAAGACUAUUUCCACCACUCCAGGUUUCGAAAACAACAAAGGGGAUUCGUGUCUCUCGUUCAGCGAGGACACAUUGCCGACGGACAGCGCCUCGGAUAUUUCCUUUUCCGGAACGGAGGAAAAGAAAUCUUCGAACAUAUUGACCUUAUCUUCAACACUGCCAGAUAAGACUCCAGUGUACAACGAAACUUUUAUCGAUCUAACAAGAGCUGGUCUUACCUCACUUCCUUACGAAAUGAUCGAGAAAUAUCCUACGAUACAAAUGUUGUAUCUAGAGAGCAACAAUCUUCCCGAACUUCCUAAAGAGCUUUUUAUCUUAUUAACGAACUUGCAAUGGCUGGAUGUUCGAAACAAUCAACUGACAAGCUUGCCCGCGAGUAUCAAGUCGCAUCCAUCGCUGGAGACUAUCCUGCUGGAGGGAAAUAAAAUCGAGAAAUUGCCUCUGGAACUUUGCUUAGUGCCCAAUCUCAAAACUCUCAGUGUGGCACGCAAUCCUAUCAAUACGCCUCCGAAGAACGUUAUAGCUCUCGGAUGUUCGAGUAUUCUCAGUUACCUGAGGGAUGAAUGGAACAAACUGCAUCCAGACGAGCCCGCGACGUUCGUAGAACCGAAGAUAGAACCGAAACUAUCGACGAUUCUGUGUUACCGAUCACCUCGCGAAAAAAAACGGAAAUUGUCGAAAGUACCGAGGCACAUGUCGAAGAGUAUGAAUGACAUCGGUGGUUCGCUCAAAAGCGCUUCCGCCACAAAAAGAGCCAGAGCUUACAGACCCAGCAACAGAUGCGACGCCAAAGAGACCACUAUCAUCGCUAUGGAACAGCGUCGGCAAUUAAUUUCUAAAGUGAGAGACCUGUUCAGCGCGCAAUCGGCAACAAUUCAAAGAAUCAAGGAUUCGAACGUUGUGAAAGAAUGGAGACGCGACAGGCGAAGUUACGUUAAAAGCAUGGAAAAAGUAUCGAGAAGAAAUGAAGAUGACAUUCCGUAUGCAAUCGACAUUGAAGAUUACCCUGUGAUACAAAAACGAUCGCAAAACGGGAAAAACGUGGAUAAGCAGAAACAAGAAAAAUUAAGAUUUAUCUCACCAGCAAAUAUAAAUGCGAGAAUUCAAGAGUUAUCAGAAUUUUUGCAAACGCUCAAACUUGAAAAAUCUUCAGAAGUAUUGACGCCUAAAUCUAAUCAAAAGUAUCUGCAAGCUGAAAUUGAAAAGCUGUCGCGUUAUCAAACGGAGAUUCAGAAUUUAAGAAGAAUCAACGAGAUAUCACUGGUUCCAGCAAAUUCCUUGCAUCCAUCUUCGUGAUUUUCAGCCCGAUUCUAUUGUGGUUUUUCACCUAUUUAUCAUUUUCCGCAUAAAAAGUUCCAAACAAGCUCAAUGUCAGUCUCUCGAGGUGUUUAUUUUGUAAAAUAAAACAGUACUAAUCACAUGUAUUCUAAUGUAAUUUCACACCCACAGUAUUAGCACAUGAGAUAAUUCCGUUCGUUAUCAGACGAACUUCAAACUCUCCACAUAAUGGAGAUAUCGGGAAAAUAACUUGAAGAUUCUGCGGUUAUAUCAUUUCAUAUAUGCGAGUACAUAUAACUCUGCCAGUCUAUGUCAAAAAAAGAAAAAAAAAAACUAAUUUUAAUAUUAUUUUUUGUCAGCAGAAAAGCAACGUGUUCUAUUGAACAUCUGAACCGACUGGAUGUAUACACACGCAAUACGCACCACCAGUGUUAUUACAACAGUACGGAAUAAUAAAAAUAAAAAAAAAUAAAAAAAAAA